Molecule: messenger RNA, 2264 nt
Organism: Arachis stenosperma
Lineage: Eukaryota; Viridiplantae; Streptophyta; Magnoliopsida; Fabales; Fabaceae
Exons: 3
Coding region: 76-435 (119 amino acids)
Source: RefSeq, a predicted model, not a curated record
UUCGGGGUUUGGAUAACGCGAUGGAAGGAAGAAAGGAAGGAAAAAACCAGAAGCGAAGCUCAAAACCACACAGAAAUGGCGACUAUGUUCAAUAUUACUGCAAUCACAUCACCAUCUCUGCGAAAUUGGGGUUCCCUUUCUUCUUCUUCUUCAUCUUCAGCUCCCAUGCACACCCGUGUAGUUCACACGAAGCCACUUCAGUGUGCCCCUAUUCAGCAACAAAUGGUUGAUGGCACCAUAAUGUGUGAGCCUUGCAAUGGGAAAGGGUGGUUGUUAUGUGACUUCUGCAAAGGCCAAAAGACAAAUGUCAGAGCUGAAAACAAGCGCCUCUACCGUAGAUGCCCUACCUGCAGAGCUGUUGGAUAUAUCUUGUGCUCAAGGUGCAAGGUCUUUAAGUGUGUCACUUUUCCGAACUUCGACGACAGCGAGGAAUGAAAUGAUUUGGGGACUUACUUUGAGAGCAUUCAAUUCCAACUACUUGUUGGAGAGUUAAAGGAAUAGAAGGUUGAAUCUUUCUUUGACAUUUCUCAUGAUUGUGUCUGAAUAUGAUAUGAUUGAAAAUGCAAUUUUCAUUUCUUUUCAUUCCUGGUGUUAUCACUUGAAGACUUUAGUUUCUGUUUAUUUCUUUUCAUACUCAACUUUCUUUAUCACUAGCUGAGGUUCAUAGUAAUAAUACAAAAGAGUGUUUCUCUGUUCAAUUCUUUAAGCACACUAUUUGCAAUGAAUCCAAUUAAUCUCUGUCACUCUAACGCCAUCCCCGCCUUCUCAGUUUAUUGUUUAAUGCUGUGAAAUGCUUAGUCAGUUAGUCGAUCUUUCCUGUGACAAAUAACAAAUAUUAUAUCCGUGUCAAAAUAACUAUCAAUUUGGACAAAGUGUUACUGGAUUAUCCAAAUACAUUUAUUUCCCUCUGUUUUGGAGUAACAGUCAAUUUGGACAAAGUGGUAUGUUAAAAUAAAUUUAUCAGAAGUCCAAUGUAUUUAGAUAAUAGAUAAUACAGGUAGAUUGAUUUUUAACAUAUCACUUCAUUCAAAUUAAUUAUGUUUAAACAGAAAGAAUUUAGAUAAAAAGGAACAUUGUUUGAAUGCCAUCAUUAACCUGACCACUAUUGCUUCCAAGUAGAACUUAUUUGGGAUUUUUCUUUCCUAGUUGACUGAUUGCACAUGGACCCAAAUAUAGAUAUGAUAUGUGUGCUUGAAUUUGGAUCUAAGGAUAGCUAUUUGACUUCUCUGAUACUGACAUCUGUGCCUUGUUUGACUGGAAUCUAUUUCAUCUUAAAUGAAAUGUGAUUUUACAGUUUAUUGAGAAACUAAAUUGCCAGUAAUCUUUAUUGUACAUUUAUACCUUGCUGCUGAAUUGAUGAAUGUAUAGUACAUAUAAUUAUUCCUCUGUAUUGUUUGGGCAUGUGCUAUAAUGUUACAGGUCACAUAACUUUUGUUGAAUUUAAUAGUAGUUUAAGUCCCUAGCUUAGAUCAUAUAUACCACGUAUAAUGAGAGCUGAAUUUGCAAGCUUUAAUGUUUACAUGUCUGUUUAACUGCUGAAAAUGAAUGCUCCCAUGUGAACUAUGUAGUGUAAGUUUUAGAAGUAUAAUCUGGUCAUAUGGACAUAAAUCGUUUAAUGUGUCAAUUGGCGCUAACGAUUCACGUGCAAAUAAGUAGAGAACUCACAUACCUUAGUAGAGAAUUUGGUGAUACAUGAAUAUUUAGUGUCAAUGGUCACCCGAUUCUAGUGGUGUAUGUGAAUUCUCCACUCAUUUGCACAAUCUCUAGUGUCAAUUGACCCCUCAAAUAACUAUGUACAAAUAACAUCUCUAUUAGAAACACUAGAUAGACAUGACUCUAAGGCGAGCAAGUGCAAUUUAACAUUGUUAAACAUGAUUCCAUCAUUGGAAUAGUUGUUUGCCUAUUUCUGUUCUGGAAGUGUUGGAACUUUUGAUCUCCAGCUCUCAGAUUUCAAAGGAUACUUGAAUGUCUCUUCUUUUAUCUGUUCCUUCAUCAUUAUUGUUCAAUAAUUGUGUCCUUUACAACCUUUUGACUCCUUUUUCUUUUGAAAAGUUGGUAGUGAAUUCAAUUUAAAAAGAAUAGUUAUUUCCAAGUUCUAUAAUCUGUAUAUGAUACUGCAUGUGUAUGAUUAAGGUCUUGCAUGUAAUGCAAGACUUUCUUGAUAGUAGGAUGUUAUAUGAUUUGAACUGUUAAAUAUGAAAAACUUUCAACUCUAGAUCAUUCUAGAAUUAUAUAUGAUUAAGAGUAGCACUUCUAUAAAACAA